UGAACUAUAAUGGGAACUCCUAUUUCUACUACUAUUUGCUAGGGCUGUGGGAAGGCAGGGGUCAGAGAAGGAACUCUGGGGAUAGGACACCUGAAUUCUAGUCUUGGCUCUGCCAUAGACCACCCCAUAGUCUCUGGUAAGUCACUUCUUCUCCCCGGACCUCAGUUUUCUCAUGUGAGAAAUGGGCCAAUCAGGCUUGUCCUCCUGACUCACAGAUGGAAUCACCCAAGCAGGGAGGGCCAGGGGCUACCUGUCUCUCCCAUCCCUCCUGGGGCAGGUGAGGAGUUUCUGGAGAAGCUUUUGCAGAGGCUGAACCCAGCCCGGGGCUGCCCCUGGACCCGGUUGCCCUUGGCCAGUGGCUCCGCUGGAACAGCCACCCUGGCCCCUCGAGACCGCUGACCCGGCCAGGGCACCACAAGGGAUCGAUCAGCCCUGGCCUUUGGGCCCUGAUUGGUCCCUACUGAGCAGGGCAAACAGCAGAGUCAUCUACAGCCACAGGCCCCUUCCCCAGCUCCAGUUCACAGCUACCUCAGGCAGGGAGGUGGUGGCUGUCCUGUCCCCGACUGAGCCCGUGAGUGACACCCGAAGCAGAGGAGCCUGGAGCCAUGCGGAGUCUCGGGCCCCUGCUCCUGCUGCUGACCGCCUGCCUGGCCGUGAGCGCCAGCCCUGUGCUGACAUUGCCCAAUGACAUCCAGGUGCAGGAGAACUUCGACCUGUCUAGGAUCUACGGGAAAUGGUUCCACGUGGCCGUGGGCUCCACCUGCCCCUGGCUGAAGAGGUUCAAGGACAAGAUGACGAUGGGCACGCUGAUGCUGGGAGAGGGGGCGACGGAGAGGGAGAUCAGCGUGACCAAGACUCACCGGAGGAAAGGUAUCUGUGAGGUGAUCUCUGGGGCUUAUGAGAAAACAAGCACUGAUGGAAAGUUCCUCUAUCACAAAUCCAAAUGGAACAUCACCAUGGAGUCCUAUGUGGUCCACACCAACUAUGACGAGUAUGCCAUAUUUCUGACCAAGAAGUUCAGCCGCCGCCACGGACCCACCCUUACUGCCAAGCUCUACGGGCGGGAGCCGCAGCUUCGGGAGAGCCUGCUGGAGGAGUUCAGGGAGGUUGCCCUGGGCGUGGGCAUCCCGGAGGACUCCAUCUUUACGAUGCCCGACAAAGGGGAGUGUGUCCCUGGGGAGCAGGAGCCUGAGCCCACCCUACUCUCGAGAGCCCGGCGGGCCGUGCUGCCCCAGGAAGAGGAAGGAUCAGGAGCUGGACAACCAGUAGCAGAUUUCAGCAAGAAAGAAGAUUCCUGCCAGCUGGGCUACUCCCAAGGCCCUUGCCUAGGCAUGAUCAAGAGGUAUUUCUAUAACGGCUCAUCCAUGGCCUGCGAGACCUUCCACUAUGGAGGCUGCAUGGGGAACGGCAACAACUUUGUCUCGGAGAAGGAGUGUCUGCAGACCUGCCGGACUGUGGAGGCCUGCAGUCUCCCCAUCGUCUCCGGCCCCUGCCGAGGUCUUUUCCAGCUCUGGGCGUUUGAUGCCGUGCAGGGGAAGUGUGUUCUCUUCAACUAUGGGGGCUGCCAGGGCAAUGGCAACCAGUUCUACUCGGAGAAGGAGUGCAAAGAGUACUGCGGCGUCCCCGGUGAAGAGGAUGAAGAGCUGCUGCGCUCCUCCAACUGACCAGCCCGCUGGUUUUUAUUGGAACCUGCCAAAUCAUAGCCUCCUGAAAUUCCACGUCCUGACUGUUCAUC
Phacochoerus africanus (Common warthog) is the source of this 1735-nucleotide messenger RNA. RefSeq names its product alpha-1-microglobulin/bikunin precursor (gene AMBP). Gene Ontology annotation, cellular component: cell surface; plasma membrane. NCBI's taxonomy places the organism in Eukaryota, Metazoa, Chordata, Mammalia, Artiodactyla, Suidae. Bases 606 to 1664 code for a protein of 352 amino acids. The record is from RefSeq and is a predicted model, not a curated record. The transcript is spliced from 10 exons. Gene Ontology annotation, molecular function: serine-type endopeptidase inhibitor activity.